AUGUCUUCCGCAAAGGUCAAGGCCCAGCAAAUCAUUGAUGAGAACGGCGUUGUCGUUUUCUCCAAGUCAUACUGCCCCUACUGCAAGGCCAGCAAGAACUUGCUCAACGAUCUGGGCGCGAAGUACUACGCGCUUGAGCUGGACGACAUCGAGGACGGAGACGCCCUCCAGAACGCCCUCCAGCAGAUCAGCGGCCAGCGCACCGUGCCCAACAUCUACAUUGCUCAGAAGCACAUCGGUGGAAACUCCGACCUUCAGGGUAUCAAGGGUGAACUGCCCAAGUUGCUGAAGGAUGCGGGUGCUCUGUAA
Aspergillus mulundensis is the source of this 309-nucleotide messenger RNA. RefSeq names its product glutaredoxin. The transcript has 3 exons. Gene Ontology annotation, cellular component: cytoplasm; nucleus. Bases 1 to 309 code for a protein of 102 amino acids. The record is from RefSeq and is a predicted model, not a curated record. Lineage: Eukaryota; Fungi; Ascomycota; Eurotiomycetes; Eurotiales; Aspergillaceae. Gene Ontology annotation, biological process: cellular response to oxidative stress. Gene Ontology annotation, molecular function: glutathione disulfide oxidoreductase activity.